AUGAGAUUGCCUUCUUUGCUGGCCGCGGCCCUUCUGUGGCCCUAUCAGGUCAGGGCCGCAGCCGUUUUUGCGCACUUCAUGCUGAUGAACGCGGAAAACUACACGAUGGCCGACUGGCAAACAGACAUCCAAGCCGCCCAAGACGCUCACAUUGAUGCGUUUGCGCUGAACAUGGCUGUUGACUCGAGAGUUGCUGAAAUUCUGCCAACUGCUUUCCAGGCUGCCCACGACAAGCAUUUCUCAUUGUUCUUUUCCUUUGACUACGCCGGGAACGGUCCGUGGAAAGCAGGUGACGUGGCCGCGCUCCUGGAGCAAUACACGGCCUCGCGCGUGUAUUACCUGCACAAAGGGCAAUAUCUUGUGUCCACAUUCGAGGGCCCUGCGCAUGCAGAGGACUGGAUCGAUUUGAAGCAACAGUACAAUGUCUUUUUCGUCCCUGACUGGUCUUCCAUUGGUGCCAAGCCAGCGUCGCAAUUGGGUGGUGGCGUGGCAGAUGCUCUCUUUAGUUGGGCAGCUUGGCCAUGGGGUCCACAAGAUAUGGAUACCUAUACUGAUGCCUCCUAUUAUCAGUAUCUAAACGAGUCUGGAUCAAAGCCAUAUAUGAUGGCUGUUUCGCCCUGGUUCUUCACUAAUCUGCCCGGUUAUGACAAGAACUGGCUUUGGAGGGGCGAUGAUUUGUGGUACGAUCGCUGGGUCCAGGUUUUUUACAAUCAGCCUGAAUUCGUGGAGAUUAUUUCUUGGAAUGACUAUGGCGAGUCUCACUAUAUUGGACCCCUCUACGACCAUGCCAUGGAGGCCUUCAGGAUUGGAAAGGCCCCCAGUAAUUUUGCCAAAGACAUGCCCCAUGAUGGUUGGCGAUUGUCUCUGCCAUUUCUGAUCGACAUGUACACAAGAGGAACGGCUACGGUGACCGAAGAAAACAUCGUCACCUGGUAUCGUCUCUCCCCUGGUACAGCCUGCGAUAGUGGCACCACAGGGAACACUGCCAGCCAACUGCAGGUGGAAUUUGCCCCUAGUCAGAUUGUGCAAGACCGCGUGUUUUACUCUGCUCUUCUGAUCGAGCCUGCAACGGUGACAGUCAGCAUCGGAGGCGUCGUGCAGGAAGGCUCAUGGACCUGGGCUCCGGAUGGAAAAGUUGGAAUUUACCAUGGCAGUGUUCCUUUUACGGGAACAGGAGAGGUUAUUGUGACCAUCUCCCGCGACGGAACUCAGCUUGCCCAAGUAACCGGCAGAGCCAUCUCGUCCGCUUGUACGGAUGGGCUCUUUAACGCUUGGGUUGGGAGUGCAACAUCCCCCGCCGCUGUUUCCGCAAAGCCGCCGUUAUCGGUCUCGGAGCAGGCCUGUAUCAACGGAACCGGUGCAUACAACUUUGCUGGUCUCUGUGACUUUGCUUGCUCCUAUGGCUACUGCCCAGUGACAGCAUGUACGUGCCGGCAAAUGGGCAAGCCCCUGACGGCUCCCAAUUCCACGGGCGUCAUCGGAUAUCCCAUCGCAGGCGAGGAUGCCAGUUAUUCUGGCCUCUGCGCAUUCAACUGCAACUUGGGAUAUUGUCCGAGCUCCGCUUGUGGGACCGAGCAAGUCCCUCUGGUUAUCCCCACCGUCUCCGAUUUCGCACCUCCUGCAUGUGUUGCAGGCACUGGAUCGGGUGCUCUUACCGGCCUCUGUAGCUUUGCGUGCAACUACGGCUUCUGCCCAAUGCAUGUUUGCACCUGCACUGCCCAGGGUGGCUUGGUACCAGCCCCGCCCACUACAGGCACCGGAGGUGCUCCUGUCGAUGGGCUGGAGGACCACGGUCUUUGCAAUUUUGUGUGUAGCCAUGGGUAUUGUCCGGAAGGCGCCUGUGUUGAGACCGGCAGUAAGAGCUCCGGCGAGGUCUAUGUUCCUCCGAGCAUCUGGGAUAACGCAGAUCCCAAGGUUCAAUGCAUCCCACCAUGCAAGAUCAUUUUACCCCCGUUCCCACUGGGCUCGACGACGACGAUUCAGUUCCCUUCCAUGGUCAGUUCUGUCUGGACAAGGUCAGGCACCUCGACCGGCACAAAGACCACCAUUCUCAGCGUCCCAUCGCUGGUCACCGAUAAGGUUCCCUUUUGGCCCGUUGUCAUCGGUGCCGAUACCUCCCCGACUGGAUUUUAUCCCCUUCAAAGCUUCAUGCCGGAGUCGUCGGAGCUUGUCCUUUCGGGCGACGAAGCUCCCUUCUCGCCAGUACCAUCGGGCAGCGCAACGCCGGCACCCGUCUUCCCAGGGGCCCCUUACACUAUUACUUACCAGCCCCAGGCCACGAAGUCGGUUUCAUUGAGCGUGAAUGUUCCUUCUGUUACCUGGUCGAGCGCUAGUCCAACUGCAACCUGUACCAGCGGCUGUGGUACCGACAGUUGCAAACUUUUUGGUGGAUGCGACGCGACAGACCCAAUCGAUGAUUGUGGUCUCUACGGCUGUGGAGGAGGAUGCAGCAUUCAAAGCUGUGACCAGUCCUGUGGCGUCGCUUGCUCUACCGACCAACAUCAUCUUGGCACCGAUAGCACCGGCAGCAGUGGAGGUGGUGGCGGCGGCGGCGGAGGGAGCGAUAGUGGAAGCAGCAGCAGUGGUGGGAGCGCCAAUGGCCAGCAGGCAAAUCUCCCCAUGGACUACGACGGGCCAAACGGCCUCGCUAAUGGCAAGUGGAAUCCGACGCCCAUCCGUGUUGAAGAUGCCGCGGCAGUCACGAGCGGAAUGUCCGCCAUUAUGGCUCAAGGGACGCCGUGUUUCGAGUCCGCUCUGUCACUUUUGUCUGCCUCGCAAACGGUCCCGGCUGAUCUGUAUUCUACGGUCCAUGCCUCCGCAACUUUCCUCAAGCAGUCCAUGUCUACUCAAAUCAGUGAUCUGAAGGAUAAGAUCAAAGCUGCGGAUUCACAAAACUUCGAAGCGGUCACUUCAUGGUUUGACACCUGGCAGCACGAUUUCGACGUCCGGGUUGACUCGAUGAUUCAAGGCAUUGAGAAGCCCCACGCUGAAAUCGAAUUGCAAGUAGGACUUGGAAGAGCAAAAGUCGACGUCGACAUCUUCAGCGAAGCAGCGAGCAUUCAAGCCAAUGAAGAUAUAUGCGAGAUUAACCCAAGUAUGGGCUCUAGCAGUCAUCCCAUUUACCGAAAGCGUGCAAUUCCACCCUCAUGCGCACCAGACUGGCAAGGGAACCCGGGCGAGCCUUCCAAUGCAGCUAAAGUACCGGAAUGGAUUGGCUGCGACACGCGAUUUGGUUUUGAGUACGCCAGCAGCGCCGACAUUCUCGGUGCGAUGAAGCAGGGAAUAAAAUACUUCCUCUCCAAUGCGAGGGGCUCCCCCCGCCCUGAUCAACCGAUCUGGCAGACAGCCGCAAAGGCCGCAUAUCCCCACAUCUACAGCAAUAGCGACAAUAUUGUCUUCUCCGACGAAUGCAUGAACGCCGGAACCGACUAUACUGGAUUUAUUGAGUUUCCUAUCAUGCCAGAUGGGAGCAUCUUGGAGGCUGGACGAAACUCUCGUAUUGACGUUGGUGUACAGCGUGUUGUGUUCAAGGCCAAGGCGAACAGAGACCACACCAAAACUGAUUGGGGUUAUCUCUAUUGUGGUGUGAUGAGCCAUUUCACAAAUCUCCUAGAGACGCACAUCAUCGAUGGUGAGCCGAGGAGGGUUUUGCCUUUCAAGCUCUGCGAGGCCGCUUGCUCAUCUGACCUGGUUGGGCAAUGCAGCUGGAUGUGGACUUGA
Molecule: messenger RNA, 3720 nt
Organism: Aspergillus lentulus
Lineage: Eukaryota; Fungi; Ascomycota; Eurotiomycetes; Eurotiales; Aspergillaceae
Product: glycoside hydrolase family 71 protein
Molecular function (GO): RNA binding; glucan endo-1,3-alpha-glucosidase activity; RNA nuclease activity
Source: RefSeq, a predicted model, not a curated record